UAAAUAAAUAUAUAACAGACUUGCGCAAUCCACCAAUGAUAUCACAAACCACUGGUAUAAAAGAGUGCCAGAUCACGCCAUUCUUCAGAGAUCAUUCAACAAUGAAGUACUUAGCAAUUCUCGUCGUCUGCCUUGCAUUCUCAAGCUGCAACGCGCAGAAAAACAAGCGUUGUCGUGCCGACAAAUGCGAUGAUGUGGAAGUGCAAAGGCAACAUUUGAUCAAGUUUCCUUUCGGUUGUCUCAACGCCGAGUACCUAAGCGAAUGGAGGAAGUGCAUACUCAAUGACGAUCAAACGGUCGAUUGCCCCCAGGACAAGUUCAACAAGUGCACUAGGGAACUCGAAAUCCGUCACGAUAAGGGAUGCGACCAAUGCGACGGUGCGGUUUUGAAGGGGCAAAUUGAGGAACUUCAGAAAAUCAACUUCAAGUGUUUCUGCACCAGAUUCUUGGGCUACUUCAGCGACCGUUUGGGCUCGGACGAAUGGGAAAGCGAGAAGUGUCCCGGCCACAAAUUGAACAAGUACUUCGAAGAAGCCUACGAUAACCUUCCAGACGUAUAAGGUAGAUAAACGGCACUGAUCGCCGUAUUUAUAUAUUCAAGAUAUGUUUCAGUGAAAAGUGUUUGCAUUUGUACAGCCAAAACGUUUACUUAUGAAUCAAUAAAGGAAUGCAAAUCAUA
Messenger RNA from Photinus pyralis (common eastern firefly), 679 nucleotides. RefSeq lists its product as uncharacterized. The record is from RefSeq and is a predicted model, not a curated record. The transcript has 2 exons. Lineage: Eukaryota; Metazoa; Arthropoda; Insecta; Coleoptera; Lampyridae. The coding region runs from base 36 to 560 and encodes 174 amino acids.